AUGUCUUACAGCUCCCCAAUAUCGCCACUCGUGCUACGCAAACACAAAGUGACCCGCGCCACCGAGGAUGCCAGUGGUAUCCUCGUCUCCGCCCUCACGUUCAGCCUGACUUUGGGUGGAAUGUGUAGUGCUAUACAGUGGGACGUCUACUACUGGAUGCAGGUGCUGCCAAUGAUGCUCGAGAUUAUUCUGACCGGCGUUGCCCUCAUCUACUUUACCGCCAGCCUUGUGGUCACCUUUGCCAAGCCACGAUCGUGGUUCACGUCCCUCCUCUCAGAUCUGUUCUGGCUCAUCCCGGCCCUGGUAAUUGGUAUCGGAUUCGCGAGCUACUAUGCCUGGACAAUCCACCACUACCCAAAGUGUGGGCUGGGUGGCAGCUAUUCGUCUUUGCAAGGGUCCGCAAGGUUCACCAUCUGCGACCUGACCAUCGCCGGUAUGGCGUUUUCUUGGUUGUUUGUGGUUGUGGUCGGAGCCAUUCUCACGUUGCGGUUCGUCCGUUACGCGCGCCUGCGCGCGCCCAUCAAGAUGACGCUCGUGGGGCUUGCCUGGUAUGAGCCGACAGACGACCCCGAGGUGACUCCCAAGGCCUUGGAGGAGACCCAGACAACACCCCCGCCUUUCAAGGCGUAG
Molecule: messenger RNA, 630 nt
Organism: Apiotrichum porosum
Lineage: Eukaryota; Fungi; Basidiomycota; Tremellomycetes; Trichosporonales; Trichosporonaceae
Exons: 5
Coding region: 1-630 (209 amino acids)
Source: RefSeq, a predicted model, not a curated record